Messenger RNA from Frankliniella occidentalis (western flower thrips), 1337 nucleotides. Its product is annotated as exostosin-1-like. Gene Ontology annotation, cellular component: Golgi apparatus. Gene Ontology annotation, molecular function: glucuronosyltransferase activity; acetylglucosaminyltransferase activity. The transcript is spliced from 2 exons. The record is from RefSeq and is a predicted model, not a curated record. Bases 384 to 1313 code for a protein of 309 amino acids. Lineage: Eukaryota; Metazoa; Arthropoda; Insecta; Thysanoptera; Thripidae.
AGGCCGUGGCCGCGCCGUCAGUUAGGUCCGCGCUGCGGCUGUGUUUACCGCGCGUAGUGUCGUCUGCUAGUGGUCCGCCCGUCCGCCGGCGCCGCGACGCUCGCGAGCGAGUCGUCGAAGUGUUUGCGCGAUUGUGUUCUCGGUCGCCCCUCGCCUCCGCGACUCGCGUCUGCCGCGCAGGGCCGCGUGCCUACCCCCCGAGUGUUCCGGGAUGAGGAGACGCGAUGUCCUGCGUCCUGUGUGACUCUGGGAGUGCCAUGGGAAGGCGGGGAAGUGAGCCGAAUGCGGCUGUCAACAAGAUGGAAGUGAGGUUAGGUUGGGGGGAGAUGUUUGGGUGCUGUUUGUGAGAUCCCCGCCCGGGCCAGCAGGGCCCUCCGGCCAAAAUGCAGGCCAAAAAACGAUAUCUUUUAGUACUCCUGUCCUGUGCAUUCCUAGCCUACUGUUAUUUUGGUGGCUAUCGGUUGAAGAGCAAAAGUGGUGUCACUCCAGUCAGACAGGAACUCUCCCACUUUUUGGAUGUGAGUGAUCAACUGUACGAUAGUGAUGUGGACUCUUCACCCCACAUCCGUCGAAUGGGAGAGUUCCAUGGUGACAACUACAGCAAGUGCCGGAUGGAGACGUGCUUUGAUUUUGAAAGGUGUCGAACAGACUUCAAAGUUUACGUAUACCCUUUCGCAAGUGAUAGUGAUAGUGAAGUUGAUGGAGAGUUACCAGUACCACCUCAGAGUCCAUCUUACCAAAAACUGCUCAAUGUCAUCAUAGAAUCAAGAUAUUAUACUUCUGACCCAGGGCAAGCAUGUCUGUUUGUCUUGGCUAUUGAUACCCUGGACAGAGAUUCACUGUCUCAGAACUACGUGAGAAACGUGCAGGCUCGCACUCAGAGAUUAAGACUUUGGAAUAAUGGCCGCAAUCAUGUCAUCUUUAAUCUCUACUCGGGAACCUGGCCAGAGUACCUGGAAGAAAGUUUAGGCUUCAACCCGGGGAUGGCGAUCCUGGCCAAGGCGAGCAUGUCCACGGCCGUCUUCCGCCCCGGCUUCGACAUCUCCAUUCCGCUCUUCCACAAGAACCACCCCGAGAAGGGGGGCGAUCCGGGCUUCGUGGCGUCCAACAACUUCCCGGCCGCCAAGAGGUACCUGCUGGCGUUCAAGGGCAAGCGCUACGUGCACGGCAUCGGGUCCGAGACGCGCAACUCGCUGUACCACCUGCACAACGAGCGCGACCUGGUGCUCGUCACCACCUGCAUCCACGGCAAGAGCUGGAAGGACCUCAAGGACGAGCGCUGCGACGAGGACAACGCGGAGUACGACAGGUGAGCCUCGCUCUCGCUCGUGCGUAUG